This is a messenger RNA of Paramecium sonneborni, 1307 nucleotides long. The record is from the annotation of a GenBank genome assembly. Lineage: Eukaryota; Ciliophora; Oligohymenophorea; Peniculida; Parameciidae.
AUGAUUAGAAAUGGAUAAUUUGAACUAAUUAAAACUUAAUAAGUAAAUAAAUACUUAUUAUGCCCUAUUUGCAAAGAAGUUUUUAAUAAACCAAUAAGAGCCAUAUGUGGGUAUCAUUCUUUUUUCAAUGUAGACAUACUUUUUGCGAGUCUUGUUUGGAUCCUCAGAUUAAGAUGGAAAAAAGUUGUUCGCUUUGUCUACUUAAACUUGAAAGAUACAAUCAUUUAGACAAAGAUCGUAUAGCUGCAAACAUGAUUGGAGAUUAUUAAGGCAAAUGCUUAGGAUGUAAAUAAUGGGAGGGAACAUUUGCAUAAUUUAAAAAACAUUACAAAUCAUAAUGUAUUCACAUCUCAACUAAAAAUUAAAUACUUCAUGAUACAAUUGAAAUUGAAGAAAAACAUGAUAAUAAAGAUAAAGAAUUAUCAUUUACAUUUAUUGCAAAUAAACAAGAACAAAUUGUUCAAGGUAACUAAAUCAAUGAAAAUUUUGGGCACAUUGAUCAAUCUUAAAAUUUACGAUAAAAAUAAAUGGCUCAAUAAAAUCAGUUCAAUCCUCCUUAGAUGAUAAACUCGAAUAAUAAUCAUUUCCAUGAACAAUUUAAUAAACACAAUAAUAAAAUGGAAUAAAAUAUUGAACAUUUUCAAAAAAUUGUAGAUAAUAUCAAACAUAAUGAAACUUCUGCUUAAAAUAAUAAAGAGACUUAGUUUAAGUUUCCAUAGAUUUAGAAUACUUUAAUUGAUUAAAACAAUCUUUUAAUUCAAGUUGAGUUAAAUACUAGUUAAAUUAAUCAAUAAAAUAACUAAUAAUAAAUGAGUAUUUAAAAUCAAAACUCUAAUCUAGAUGAAACUGCUGAAAAAUAUUUAUAGAUUUAAAAAUAAUCUUUAAUGUUGUAAAAUAAUUUCGAUUAAAAUAAAAUUAUCAAUGAUUUGAAAAAAAUUUCAUAAGAACAAGUUUAAUAAGUAGGAGAUAAUUCAUCAAAUCAAAUUUAGAUUGAAAUCAAUUAAGAAAAUUCAAAUAAGAUAAAUGAAUUUAAAUAAUAAAAUAAAUCUAUGGAAGAAUAAUUUAAAUUAAAUAAUCCUGAAGUUGAAAUAAUUGAUCCUCCAGCUACAUUUUUGAAUAGAGAUCUAAAAAAAAUUAAAGUUACUAAUAAAUUUAAAAUUAAUAUUAUCAAAAAUAAUGUUAAAAUUGCAGAACCUAUGAUGGAUGAAAUAAAUGAUAACUUAUUUAUUGAAUUCGUUAAUUAUAUGAAAAAAGAAAUGGUUAAGAAAUUAAGUGACAGUUAAUACUAUAAUACUUUGCUUGGAUGA